AUGAACAACAACUGGCUUUCUUUCCCUCUUUCUCCUACUCAUUCUUCCUUACCAGCUAAUGAUCUUCAAGCAACCCAAUAUCAUCAAUUUUCUCUUGGGUUAGUGAACGAGAACAUGGAAAACCCUUUCCAAAAUCAUGAUUGGAGUCUGAUCAACACUCACAGCAGCAACGAAGUUCCAAAGGUUGCAGAUUUUCUUGGAGUGUGCAAGUCUGAAAAUCAGUCAGACCUUGCUGCCUUGAACGAAAUUCAGUCAAAUGAUUCAGAUUAUCUAUUCACAAAUAACAGUCUCGUGCCAAUGCAAAACCCAGUGGUGGACACACCUAGCAAUGAGUAUCAAGAAAAUGCAAAUAGUAAUUUGCAAUCGCUGACAUUAUCCAUGGGAAGUGGUAAGGAUUCGACAUGCGAAACCAGUGGUGAAAAUAGUACAAACACUGUUGAAGCUGUGCCUAGAAGAACUUUGGAUACAUUCGGGCAGAGAACAUCAAUAUAUCGUGGUGUAACACGACAUAGGUGGACUGGAAGGUAUGAAGCUCACCUUUGGGAUAAUAGCUGUAGAAGGGAAGGACAAUCGAGAAAAGGACGCCAAGUUUAUUUGGGUGGAUAUGAUAAAGAAGAGAAAGCAGCUAGGGCUUAUGAUUUAGCUGCACUGAAGUACUGGGGGACGUCCACCACUACUAACUUUCCAAUAAGCAACUAUGAGAAGGAAUUGGAUGAAAUGAAACACAUGACGAGACAAGAAUUUGUGGCCGCCAUUAGAAGGAAAAGCAGCGGUUUCUCGAGGGGUGCAUCAAUGUAUCGCGGAGUUACAAGGCAUCACCAACAUGGGAGAUGGCAAGCUAGGAUUGGCAGAGUCGCUGGAAACAAAGAUCUUUACUUAGGAACUUUCAGUACUGAGGAAGAGGCUGCAGAAGCUUACGACAUAGCAGCAAUUAAGUUCAGGGGUCUUAACGCUGUGACCAACUUUGACAUGAGUCGUUACGAUGUGAAAGCCAUUCUUGAAAGCAACACUCUCCCAAUAGGAGGAGGUGCUGCUAAACGAUUAAAGGAAGCUCAAGCUCUAGAAUCUUCGAGGAAACGUGAAGAGAUGAUUGCAUUGGGUUCAUCAACUUAUCAAUAUGGAAACUCUAGCUCUAGUAGGCUACAUGCUUAUCCUCUAAUGCAGCAUCAUCAAUUUGAACAACCUCAACCUUUGCUAACCUUACAAAACCAUGAUAUUGGUUCUCAUCACUUCUCUCAUCAAGACCCUUCACCAUUGCACCAAAGUUAUAUCCAAACACAGCUUCAGUUGCACCAGCAGAGUGGUGCUUCUUACAUUCAGAAUAGUGCUCAGUUCUACAACGGUUACCUUCAGAGCCACCCAUCAUUGCUUCAGGGAAUGAUGAACAUGGGUUCUUCUUCUUCUUCUUCAUCUCUGAUGGAAAAUAAUAAUAAUAGUAGUAAUAAUAAUGUUGGUGGGUUUAUAGGGAAUGGGUUUGGUAUGGCUUCAAAUGCAUCGUCGGGGAAUGCAGUCGGUUCAGCGGAGGAACUUGGGUUGGUUAAGGUUGAUUAUGACAUGCCCGCCGGAGGUUACGGUGGUUGGGCGGCGGCGGAGUCCAUGCAGACGUCGAAUGCUGGUGUGUUUACAAUGUGGAAUGACUGA
Abrus precatorius (Indian licorice) is the source of this 1641-nucleotide messenger RNA. Its product is annotated as AP2-like ethylene-responsive transcription factor PLT2. Lineage: Eukaryota; Viridiplantae; Streptophyta; Magnoliopsida; Fabales; Fabaceae. The record is from RefSeq and is a predicted model, not a curated record. Gene Ontology annotation, biological process: regulation of DNA-templated transcription. The transcript has 9 exons. Gene Ontology annotation, molecular function: DNA-binding transcription factor activity; DNA binding. The coding region runs from base 1 to 1641 and encodes 546 amino acids.